AUGGAGGAAAUUGUAGUAAUGUACCCUGCACCAGGGUUAAGCCACAUUGUUCCAUUAGUAGAAUUUGGAAAACGCCUUCUUAACUACCAUCCUUCUAUCUCCAUUACCUUCUUAAUCCCCACCCUUCCCUUUGACUACAACACUGACACUACAUCCUCCUACAUCUCCUCUGUUUCCUCAUCUUUCCCUUCCAUCACCUUCUUCUAUCUGCCUAUCCCCUCUCUCCCCCGCCACCCCACCGCGUACCUCAACAGCGAAGACCUCUUUUUCGAGCUCGGCCGCCUUAAUAACCCCAAUGUAUCUGCUUGGUUUCUCUCCCUUCCUCACUGUUUUCGUGUCUCUGCUUUUAUCAUUGACUUCUUCUGCACCUCAGCUUUGGACAUGGCUGUCUCAUUCAAUAUCCCUGUUUACUUCUUUUUCGCGACAGGUGCAUCUACUGUCGCGUUGUUUCUGAACUUCCCAGUCAUUGAUAAAAUCAUGACUGGGAAGUUCAGAGGAGCCUUCGAUGCUGAAUUCAGCAUCGAAGGUCUCCCUUUGGUUCCGGCAACUGCAUUGCCGGAACCAAUGCUAGAUAGAGGCCACACGUAUAAUGAGUUCAUUAACGUUGGCCUCUAUCUAUCGAGAUCACAAGGUGUUAUAGUAAAUACUUUUCAAGAAUUAGAACAUAGAGUAGUCAAGGCUUUGUAUGAAGGAGCUUGUCUUCCUGUAGGAUUUACUACCCCACCAGUCUACUGCGUGGGGCCGUUAGUUUCCUCGUUAGAUUACGAUGGUGGUACUAAUACCACCACCGUUCACGAGUGUUUGAGUUGGCUCGACUCGAAACCGAAACAAAGCGUGGUGUUUGUAUGCUUCGGAAGUGUGGCAUUGUUUCAACAAGACCAGCUGAAGGAAAUAGCACAAGGGUUAGAGAAAAGUAUGCAAAGGUUUUUAUGGGUGGUAAGGGACCCACCUCCUUUGAAUGAACCCUCAAAGCGGUUCAGUAAACCACCUGAACCGGACUUGGAGAAGAUCCUCCAUGGUGGGUUCUUGGACCGGACCAAGGAGAGGGGGAUGGUGGUGAAGUCGUGGGCCCCACAGAAGGCGAUAUUAGGCCAUAGCUCUGUGGGCGCCUUCGUGACUCAUUGUGGAUGGAACUCGAUACUUGAGGCGGUUAGUGCAGGGGUUCCACUAGUGGCGUGGCCACUUUUUGCUGAGCAAAGGUUUAAUAAGGUGGUGUUGGUGGAGGAGGUUAAGGUUGCGGUGGCUAUGGAGGAGAGAGAAGAAGGAGGGAAGUUUGUAACAGCAGAAGAGGUGGAGAUGAGAGUGAGAGAAAUCAUGGAAAGUGAUGUAGGGGAGAGAAUGAGGAAGAAGAUGUUGGUUAUCAAGGAUCAGGCUAAGGUUGCUAUUAGUGAAGGAGGAUCAUCUAGUUUAGCUUUAGCUAAGUUCGUAGACUCAUGGGACAAUAAUAGAGGUUGUAACUUGUAA
Beta vulgaris subsp. vulgaris (sugar beet) is the source of this 1464-nucleotide messenger RNA. Its product is annotated as UDP-glycosyltransferase 88A1. Lineage: Eukaryota; Viridiplantae; Streptophyta; Magnoliopsida; Caryophyllales; Amaranthaceae. The record is from RefSeq and is a predicted model, not a curated record. Bases 1 to 1464 code for a protein of 487 amino acids. The transcript has a single exon. Gene Ontology annotation, molecular function: UDP-glycosyltransferase activity.